AUGAAUCAUUUUGAUAAAGACGAGGUUCCGAUUCUGUUAGAAACACGUGCACCACGAUCUGAUGAACUUGUGGAGUCUAACUUGCGAAGGAACAUAUCGAGGACACGAAGUGCUUCAAUCUCUAUUUCUAUGGCUGCCUCAGAUCCAUAUGAGAGACAACCAUAUCUUGUCGGACACACUGGUCCGCUUCGUUCCGCAAGGAAAACUCCGGUAAACCAAAUGAGUGGUCCACUAUAUCCUACUCCUGCAACUGGUAAUCCUUUUCAGAAUAGUAUAGUAGUGGCGGGAAACAAAGUAGGAGAGAACAAGACAGAGAAGUUUGAUGACACGGAUGAAAAUCAUUGGAAUAAUAAAUAUGACAGAAAAAAUGAACAUUUAGUGAGGUCUGGACAACUCGGAAUGUGUAAUGAUCCUUAUUGCACUACUUGCCCUACUUACUUCAAAGUUGCUCAAAAAAGAAAACCACGAGCUUCCACUAUAUUUGAUCCUAAGUUCCACAAUUCUCUUUAUGGCGACGCCAAAGGUUUUGGAAGAAAACUUUUUUCUUUCUGCUCUUCAUGCAUUCCUGGAGUUAUGAACCCUCACACUAAAGUUGUACAACAAUGGAACAAAUUUUUGGCCAUAUUUUGCUUGGUUGCAAUUUUUGUUGAUCCGUUAUUUUUCUUCUUAAUCUAUGUGGAAAGGAAAAAUAAAUGUAUUCGUAUCAACUGGGCAAUGGCAAUAACACUUGUUGUACUUAGAAGCAUAACUGAUCUUGUGUAUUUAUUGAACAUUCUUCUUCAGUUUAGGUUGGCUUAUGUUUCUCCCGAGUCUAGGGUGGUUGGUGCUGGAGAUUUAAUUGACCAGCCCAGGAAAAUUGCUCUUAAUUAUUUUAAGGGUUAUUUUUUCUUCGACUUAUUUGUUGUAUCACCUCUUCCUCAGGUGAUGAUAUUGUUUGUCCUACCAACUUCCUUGGGGUCAUCAGGAGCAAAUUACGUUAAGAAUCUUCUACGCCUAGCGAUUCUUGUACAAUAUAUUCCCCGAUUAUUCAGAUUUUUGCCUCUGCUAAUUGGCCAGUCUCCAACCGGAUUCAUAUUUGAGUCAGCCUGGGCAAAUUUCAUUAUAAAUCUUCUCAUUUUUAUGCUAUCCGGCCAUGUUGUUGGGUCAUGCUGGUAUCUCUUUGGUCUACAGCGUGUUAACCAAUGUUUGCGUGAUGCCUGCCAUAAUGCUAAUCUACCUGGAUGCAUGAAUUUGAUUGACUGUGAUUUUAAAGGAGGGAUGCCAGCUAAAUGGAUUAAUGAUAAGGGUGCCGAUGCUUGUUUGAAUUCCCCAUCUGAUGUUUUUUCUUAUGGAAUCUAUACCUAUGCUGUACCGCUUACAACAGAAACUAGGGUGAUCAACAAAUAUGUGUAUGCACUGUUUUGGGGAUUCCAGCAAAUUAGUACUUUGGCUGGUAACCAAGUCCCGAGCUAUUUUGUGUGGGAAGUCCUCUUUACAAUGUCCAUCAUUGGAUUGGGACUCUUGCUUUUUGCGCUUCUCAUUGGAAACAUUCAGAACUUUCUUCAAGCUCUUGGACGGAGGAGGCUGGAAAUGCAGCUUAGAGGCCGUGAUGUUGAGCAAUGGAUGAGUCAUCGUCGCUUACCAGAACAUCUCAAGAGGAGAGUUCGGCAGGCUGAACGGUAUAGCUGGGCUGCAACAAGAGGUGUUCCUGAAAAAAUGGUUUUGGAGAAUUUGCCCGAAGAUCUCGUGACAGACAUACGACGUCAUCUCUUCAAGUUUGUUAAAAAAGUUCGCAUUUUUUCCCUUAUGGAUGAGGAUGAGCCUAUCUUAGAUGCCAUUCGUGAGCGAUUAGUACAAACAACAUACAUCAAAGGAAGUAAAAUUUUGAGUCAGGGUGGUCUAGUGCAAAAAAUGGUGUUUAUUGUGCGUGGAAAAUUGGAGAGCAUUGGAGAAGAUGGAAUUCCGGUUCCAUUAACUGAAGGGGAUGCUUGUGGCGAAGAGCUUUUAAGAUGGUAUCUUGAACAAUCUUCUGAAAGCAAAGAAGGUAAAAAAGUAAAACUUCAAGGACAGGGGUUGACUAGUGACAGAACAGUAAGAUGCUUGACUAACGUUGAGGCAUUUUCACUCCGCUCUAAAGACAUUGAAGAAGUCACCACUCUUUUUGCAAGAUUCUUACGGAGCCCUCGUGUUCAAGGAGUCAUAAGGUAUGAAUCGCCUUAUUGGAGAUCACUUGCAGCAAACAGAAUUCAGGUUGCAUGGAGAUACCGAAAGAAGCGUCUAAGUAGAGCUAAUACCACACAAUGA
This is a messenger RNA of Lathyrus sativus (Indian pea), 2283 nucleotides long. Lineage: Eukaryota; Viridiplantae; Streptophyta; Magnoliopsida; Fabales; Fabaceae. The record is from the annotation of a GenBank genome assembly.